Molecule: messenger RNA, 1608 nt
Organism: Colletotrichum karsti
Lineage: Eukaryota; Fungi; Ascomycota; Sordariomycetes; Glomerellales; Glomerellaceae
Product: amidase
Exons: 5
Coding region: 1-1608 (535 amino acids)
Source: RefSeq, a predicted model, not a curated record
AUGACGCAAGUGACGAUCCCCAAACCGGGCCAAACUUGGCAAGAUGUUGCUGCCAAGAAAAAGCUCAUCCAGGCGGAAGCAAUCGCUGCAGCCGUGCUUCAGACGGCCAACAACAGCAAUGCUUCUUCCGGCAUAAUCGGCAACAUUACUGCGAUUCCCGACGCCGAGGCUUUAGUUUCGAAGAUAUCCAGCGGUGAAGUGACAAGCGAGGUUGUUAUCAAGGCCUACAUCCAAAAUUUCACUGAGGUUCUUUUUGAAGACGCUUUGGAACGUGCCAAAGAACUCGACUCGUAUUUCGCAAAGAAUGGAACCGUUGUCGGUCCAUUGCAUGGUGUCCCGGUCACCCUCAAGGACCAAUUCAAUGUCAAAGGCUUUGACUCAACUUUGGGAUAUGUUGGGCGAUCAUUUACCCCUGCCAAGGAUGAUGCUGUGGUCGUCAAAAUGCUGAAAUCUCUCGGUGCGAUUAUCAUUGCAAAGACCAACCUUCCCCAGAGUAUCAUGUGGUGUGAGACUGAGAACCCUCUUUGGGGUCUUACUACAAAUCCCCUGAAGAAGGACUACACACCAGGAGGCUCCACUGGUGGUGAGGGAGCCCUUCUUGCUACUCAAGCCUCAAUGCUUGGUUGGGGAACUGAUAUCGGAGGAAGCAUUCGCAUCCCAUCGCAUAUGAACGGCCUCUAUGGUUUCAAGCCAAGUAGUGCUCGUCUGCCGUACCGCGGCGUUCCGGUCUCCACCGAGGGCCAAGAACAUGUUCCAUCUUCAAUCGGACCGAUGGCUCGUAGCCUGAGCACCAUACAUCUUACCAUGAAGCACUUGAUCAACGAGAAACCUUGGGAACUGGACUCCCGAUGCGCUCCGAUUCCUUGGAGGCAGGACGUGUAUGAAGAGGGUCUGUCCCGUCCACUGACAAUCGGUGUUCUGUUUGACGACAACGUUGUCCGACCCCAUCCGCCAAUCACACGGGUUCUUCGCUGUGCAGUCGAGACUCUCCGUGCGGCUGGGCAUGAGGUGUUGGAGUGGAACGCCGACUUGCACGAAGACUGCAUCAGAGUCAUGGAUCUCUAUUACACGGCUGACGGUUGCGAGGAUAUCCGCAAUGACGUCUUGGCCGGGGGCGAGCCCUUCAUCCCUCACGUGGAGCGUCUCGUGAACCGCGGAAAGGCAAUCUCGGUCUACGAGUACUGGCAGCUCAACAGGCGCAAGUGGGAAAUGCAGCAAGCAUACAUGGAGAAGUGGAAAUCCAUCCGUUCCCCGACGACGGGUCGCGCGGUGGACAUUGUCCUCAUGCCUCCCAUGCCCCACAGCGCCGUACCCCAUGGUGGGUGCCGUUGGGUAGGGUACACCAAAGUGUGGAACUUCCUCGAUUACCCAGCGUUGGUUAUUCCAGGUGGCCGAGUUUCUGAGACUGAUUUGAGCGAGCCUUGGGCUGAUGCGCCUAGGGGCGUGGAGGAUGAGUGGAAUAAGAAGCUUUGGGAGGACAAUGGCAAGGAGAUGGCUUCGCUUGGUUUGCCAGUCGGGCUUCAGCUCGUUGGGCGCAAGUUAGAUGAGGAGACCGUGCUUGCUGCUGGCAAGGUCAUAGAUGAUCUGAUGAAGGUUCAGAAAGAAUAA